Dendroctonus ponderosae (mountain pine beetle) is the source of this 2728-nucleotide messenger RNA. RefSeq names its product sodium-coupled neutral amino acid transporter 9. Gene Ontology annotation, molecular function: amino acid transmembrane transporter activity. The transcript is spliced from 12 exons. Bases 485 to 2260 code for a protein of 591 amino acids. The record is from RefSeq and is a predicted model, not a curated record. Gene Ontology annotation, biological process: amino acid transmembrane transport. NCBI's taxonomy places the organism in Eukaryota, Metazoa, Arthropoda, Insecta, Coleoptera, Curculionidae.
ACAUCAAAUAAACGAAAUCUACAAUGUUAAUGAUCCAUACUAUGGACGAAUCUGAACCAACUACAGUAAAUGGAACAACGCUGAUAAACAUUAGUUGUGCUAAAAGUGAACAAAAUUUCGACUGUUGAGAAAAACUCGCCUUAAUUGGGAAACACUAGACAUUCCACAGCAAAAUGUUCUUAAGAUUCAAUAAUUGUAUAAAUUGCUUUUCUUAAAUCUUGCAACGAUGUCUUAUCAGUGAUGUUCUUUGACUUGCUUGGUCGCUUAAUAUAUCCGAAGUUUACUAUGCUGCCUUAUCACAGAACCCCAUUUAUACUUUAUAGCCAUUCAUUCUAGUCGAAGUCUGUCUUCGUGGGUGCACACAGUUUAGUUCGGUGAUAAUGACAGGGUGUUUUGUGGAAAAACUGAAACUUUUUCAACCGAGUAGAACUUUAGUGUUGUCUUGUCGGGUCUAGAGAUUUAUUUGCAAUCAGUGUGCUUCAAAAUGAGGGAUAUAGUAAGAAAUUUUAAGAAGAUCAUUGCUGGAGGAAACCGAGAUUCAGACUCAGAUGAAUCACAACCUCUACUAUCCUCCACUUCGACCUCUUCUUCUUCCAGCUUUGAGUCCAUCUUUAAUCGUUUCAGAGCCACAAGUGAAUCUGAACAGGGCAGCGAAUCAGAGAAUUGCACUCUAGUGUCACCUAAUCCUUUACAAUCAAAUUUGAUACGGAACAAAUGCAGGCACCAGCAGGAUUCUGAAUCAGACUUAGAACCUACAGUUUUGACUGUUUCUGCUGCUGAACACUUUUUCUAUAACAAUGACAAUAGCUACGUUAGAAUAGCUGAUUUAAUACGACAUGACCCGAUGAACAUUCAGACCAAUCAGAACGCGCCCAAACCUCCAUUGUCAUCCGGAGAAGCCAGUUUUAACGGUUUUAUGGAUUAUAAGGAUUCAGAAACACAUACGCACAAUUCUGUUGUCACUAUAUUUGCAAUAUGGAAUACCACAAUGGGGUCAUCUCUAUUAGCAAUGUCAUGGGGUAUCCAAAUGGCCGGACUUUUCCCAGGCAUAGCAAUAAACAUUUUAAUAGCCGCACUUUGUUUAUAUACCUGCCAUCUCCUACUUACUGUGAACGAAAAACAUGGUAUGCCUGGCAUUGAUAUCGAAGUAAGCCACCUUUGCCAAAACCUCUUGGGCAAAUGGGCGGAAGUAUUGGCGAAAAUAUUUUCAAUAGUGGUACUAUUAGGAGCUGACAUAGUUUAUAUGAUCCUGAUGUCGAAUUUCCUUUACAACUCGGUUUAUUUUCUUUACGAUUUACUUACAAAUCCUGCGGAUCCAAUGGAGGCAAAUGCGACUGUAUUGUGUCUCAAAGACACGAUAAUAAAUGUAUCGGCACAUAGUGCUUUGCUAAACCCCAUUUCUGCAACACAAUCUCUUUUUGAGAAAGUAUGGGAUUUGUACAGUACAGUUCCUGUCAUUUUAGCUGUGAUAAUGUUCUGUGUCCUAAACUUUAAGUCGCCCACAUUUUUUACAAAAUUUAAUAGCUUAGGAACAAUUAGUGUUAUGUAUUUACUCAUGUUUGUGGCUGUGAAAGCAUAUAGCUGGGGAAUUAACAUUUCCGAUUGGAGUGCGGAAUUUCAACUAAAAUCAACAUUUUCUGCACUCAGCGGAAUGUUGUCGUUGAGCUAUUUUAUCCACAAUAUUAUAAUCUCUAUAAUGAGGAACAAUAGGCAUCAGGAGCACAAUGGUAGAGAUCUGACUAUAGCAUUCGGCCUGAUAACCUUCACGUAUUUGUUUAUAGGAAUACUUUUCUAUAUAAGCUUUCCGCUGGCUAAAUCAUGCAUAGAAGAUAACAUUUUUAAUAACUUCAGUAAAAGCGACACGAUGACAAUCAUAGCUCGGAUAUUGCUACUCUUUCAAUUGUUCACCGUGUUUCCACUAAUUUCCUUCAUGUUACGAAAGGACAUUUUAGGAAACAUCAAUCAGAUAUUCAAAAAUUACACAUUCGGCGACUUCACUUAUGGAAGAGUCAUGUUUCUAAAUGCCUGCUUGUUAAUUAUAUGUGUUCUUUUUGCGUGCUUUCUUCCAAAAAUUGGCACUUUAAUAAGAUAUACAGGAGCUUUGAGCGGGAUGGUUUACGUAUUUAUGUUACCAAACAUGUUGAAAAUGGCAAGCUUAAAAAAACGCCACAAACUUUCAACCAUCAAAACUGUAUGGCACAUAUUCAUCAUAAUAGCUGGUGCCCUUAAUUUACUUUCUCAAUUUUUUAUUAACGACUAGUGCAGCUAAGCCCGUUAGAAUUGCCUUGACAAGAAAUGUAUUAUUUAUUUCUUGUAUUGUGAAAAGUAUUCUUAAUGUGACUAUGUACUGUAUAAUAAUUUUAUUUAUUUAAACCCAUGUUAGAUUACAGUAGGUAUUUUUAAUUUAUAAGAGAUUAAACAGAUUUUUUAAAUACUUAUUAAUUUAUGCACCGGUAUAUGUGAAUAAGAGAUAUUGAUUCAGAUAAGAAAUUACCGUUAAGGCACACGGCACAAUGAACAAAAAUACAAAAAUUUUGAUUUAACAUGAAAAUAUCUGAAAUGACUGAGUAUCAAAGUUUUCAUCUCUCUGGGUUCUUCCGGACAUUACGGAAUAUUUGAUGUAAGACAUACACGGCGCUGUCGCAAGUACACAUGGAGCUAAAUUGUACUUACCAAUGAGAAAUAAUUUUCACACUGAAUAACGGGUCUGAAUAAAACAAAAUCUUCU